AUGAAAAUCAUCCGAUAUAGUGUAAUGGCUAGCACGGUUCGCUCUCACCGAGCAGAUCCGGGUUCGAUUCCCGGUAUCGGAGUUUUCUUUUUAUUUUUUUUUUUAUUUCUUUAUUAG
Messenger RNA from Priceomyces carsonii, 117 nucleotides. RefSeq lists its product as uncharacterized. Bases 1 to 117 code for a protein of 38 amino acids. Lineage: Eukaryota; Fungi; Ascomycota; Pichiomycetes; Serinales; Debaryomycetaceae. The record is from RefSeq and is a predicted model, not a curated record. The transcript has a single exon.